GCUUAUUGAACAUACAGAGUCUAGUGAGGAGGAUCUCCAAAAUGUUAAUGAUUAAAAUUGUUAUAUAUCCAGAUUAAGCAUUGUUCAGUUAAAUUUUAGAUCUAAAUAUUCAUAGUUAUAUCACUUGUCUUACUCUAUUAGUCAUUAUUAUUUGUUUGAUUAAACCUAGUGUGCAUGCGUAUGUGUUAUAAUGUAAUUCUGCAGAUAUAGACAUGUCUGAUGCUGGUGGCCAGAUUGUUCUACGGAUUAUCGGGGGUUGUUUUACCCCAGAUGGUCAUAGAGUAGCUGCAUACAUCACCUCGAAAUUUAAAGAGCGAUUUAGUCCCGCUGGUACUACAUGGAAGCGGGUAGACCCAGAUAUGAAGCAAUUUUAUUACGAUGAGUUUUUGAAAAGAUAUACUUGGGAGACAGAGCACGAGGCAGAAUUUUAUGCUACCUGGAAUGCAGCUUGUGCCAAACUAUACAAAGACAUGCUAUAUAAAGCAAGACAAAAGGGAAUAAAACCAUCCUAUGUACCUGAGAACAUUUGGGAUGCAUGGCGAGCCAUUUGGGUCGUAGACAGAUGGCAGGAAAAUGCAAUGAAAGCUCGAGCCAAUAGAAAGAGUGAGCUGGCUGGCCCUAGUACUGGAGCAACAAAACAUACUGCUGGAUCCCGAUCGAUUGUCGAGCAUGCCUUAGACUUGGAACAUGAUCUACAGCGACCUCCUACUUGUUGGGAGAUAUUUACCAAGACACACAAGUCAAAAGAUGGCAACUUUAUAGAUCGUCGAUCAUCGGCAUUAGACGAAGAAAUUGCUGCUAGGGUUGCACAGGCAUCUCAGCCUAGUUUAGAGGGAGGUGAGGAGCAGACUCUAUCCACUGACCAGAUAAAUGAAAUUUAUUAUGAUGUGGUUGGUGGAAGGAAAAAGACCUCCACCCUAUAUGGUCUUGGGGCUCAGGCGAGAGUUGUAUAUGAUCAAGCGAUGGCUCCUAGGGCCAGGGGUCGUCCCAGCACAUCAUCGAGUGCAUCCGAAUCAUCUGCUAGAGUAGACGUCUUAGAACAGGAAAACGCAGAUUUGAAGACUCGACUCUCGACCUUGGAGGCUGAAUUUCGAGUAGAGCGGCAAUCCCGAUUGGAUCUUGAGAAAAUUGGGUGGGAUAUGCAGGCCUUCUUGGAUCAAAUGAGUGCAACGCCGCAUCGUUUUGCCUCUCAGGAGACUCAAGUGUUAGGACCGAAAAGUAGCUAG
This is a messenger RNA of Zingiber officinale, 1226 nucleotides long. RefSeq lists its product as uncharacterized. The transcript has 5 exons. The coding region runs from base 213 to 1226 and encodes 337 amino acids. The record is from RefSeq and is a predicted model, not a curated record. Lineage: Eukaryota; Viridiplantae; Streptophyta; Magnoliopsida; Zingiberales; Zingiberaceae.